Fomitopsis serialis is the source of this 5525-nucleotide messenger RNA. RefSeq lists its product as uncharacterized. Bases 195 to 5237 code for a protein of 1680 amino acids. NCBI's taxonomy places the organism in Eukaryota, Fungi, Basidiomycota, Agaricomycetes, Polyporales, Fomitopsidaceae. The transcript is spliced from 6 exons. Gene Ontology annotation, molecular function: microtubule binding. The record is from RefSeq and is a predicted model, not a curated record.
AUUACACCCUCACACCACACAGCCGCCGCUGGAAGCCCACUCUCCGCCCACCCAUGCCUCGUUGCAACAGCCCACUCUUUUAAUACAUACCCUGCUGCAACCCCGCAUCCCUAUAUGCCUUCACGCCCUUCACGAUCACAGCGAGAACUACCUUCUAGAAGCAAUACCCCCGGUGUUUAGCUCGGCUCAAAGCCAUGUCUGAGGACUUCUCUCCCUCCGCGGUGUUGGAGGGCAUGAUCAGUGGCACCUUGAAUGUAGACGGUACCGCGAAUUCGCCAGACACUGCGUCCGCGGAAACGACAGCUUCCCCGCAGCCUAAGCCGGCGUCGGAAGCGACGGAGGAUGAGCAAGCCUUGGAAUGGCACGAAGUCAUCGAACUGCAGGCUUUCAGCGAGAGAAAAGUCUGGAUAGAGGAGAAGAUCAAGUUCCUGGAGAGCCUUCCGCCCAUUGAGGUCUUUGCGGGACUGGAUGCCGUGCGCGCGUCUGCUGCGGAAGUCCCAGGGCUUGCUACCCGUGCUCAGCUCGAAGAGUGGUUGACGGAGCAUGACAGGAUAGAAAAGGACACCGAGAUUUUUGAUUCUGGUGAGCUGAAGAAGCUGAAGAAGUUCACGAAAGCCGCUGCCCAGCGCAACCUGUCCCCGGCGGACACGGACCUCAUUGAACUCACACUGACGACUAUCUACGAAUUCGACAAGUUGCUCCAUCUACUGCGAGACCGUUCCGAUCACUUAGACUUGCUGGGGAUUCGCCUGACAUGGGAAGAGCGUCGUAUUGGCGCCUGGACCGAACUUCGCAAGGUCCUCUCUGACAUUCGCGAGUUCCUCAAGACGCGUGCACGGUGGUCACCGUCUGUAUACGAUGCACCUGCUGCUGAGGAUGAAGUGACACCAGAUUCGACACCGAGACGGAGAAACUCUGUCGUCUCUAUCGCGUCCAUGGCAUCCGAUGCGUCGUCCAGCCUCGUGUCUCCUGGGUUCUCUCGCAGCACGCGCUUCAAGCUAGCGGAAAUGCUCUCCCGUGACGCAGCUCAGUUCGUGAGCCGCGUUUCCUCGCUCAAACACACUAAGAUUGCUGGCGCGGGCAAGACACUCGACAAACUGAUUGACCACAGCCGCAAGCCGGUCCCAGAUGAGCUGCUCGAUGAACAGGACAAGCUUGAGGACGAGGGCAUCAACACAAUGGAGGACGUUGGCAAAUUCGUCAUGGGUGUCGUCAUGCAGUGGAAGAAGGCUGACGAGCUGUACGUGGAGACCAUUAAAGACAAGGUCGCUGCUCAGACCCUGCUGGAAGAGCUCGAGGUCGCCAGAUUGGGACAUCCUUCCUCGCGCCAGGAUGUUGCCUUCUCAUCCCGUGCGGUGACCAUUGUCAACCGACUGCAGUCGCGCGAGAAUCCUUCUUCAGCGUCCUCGCUGUUUCCCCGACCGAUUCAUCCCCUCUUUCCUGACCAGCCUGAUGCAACCGAUGCAACUAUCAGCGUCCUCUCCUCCGAGCUGACAGCCGCCAUGGAGCAAGUCAAGAAGGCGGAAGCUCUCGCGAGGGAGUACCAUGCAACCCUGGAGGCUGUCAAACGUGUAGAGGCAGCUUGCAAAACCGCGUCGGGUCUGUCUGCGCAGUACGAGUCCAUCCUCGAGCGCCUGCAGACAGGUGUUCCCACAGAUCACGGCGACGGCAGCCCUCCUGAUCUGAGCACGGAAGCAUGUCUCGACGAAUCGCGGCAUGCAGUCUUUCUGGCCUCGCUACCCUCCAUCAUGCAGGAGUUGCAACGAGCCGACUCGGAGGCCACCAGCCUAUUACCAAAUGCCCGUGCCGCUCUUUUGCAUCUGGACCAUGCUGGUGUCGAUCCUCAGUUCAAGAUCCACUCCGCCGCGGAGAUUGAUCGUCUCUCAACUGCCCAACGAGCGGCGAUGCGUAUGCGCGAGGAGGUCACGGCCCGGGCGAUCGCGUUAGACACCUCGAGGCGAAUGUGGACAUCGAUGAAGCAAGCCUUCGCGGAGUCAGAGGACCUACGGCGUAACGUCUCUGCCGCUAUUGACAAGCAGAUGUGGCGGCAGCAGUUGCGGACGAGCGAAGCGCCACCCACCCCGGAGAGCCCGCGCACCGCUUUGCCCCCUUUGACCAUCUCGCCUGGUUCUGUGUUGGCGAGAGUGGAUCGCAUGCAAGCGCAGCUUAAGCAAGAAGUGUUUGAUCCUAUCACGGCGGUGACACCCUCCGUUUGUGCACCUCUAGCAGACCAUCUCCUGCAAUGCUCAACCGCUUUGGGGGACGUCCUAGACAACCUGCGAAGAUCUGCCAGGUUCUGGGAUGCUGUGCGGAACCAGUCUACUGAAAUGGGUGGCAUUCGUGACGAAGCCCAGUCGCUGCAGGUCCAGAUGGAGGACCUGAAGGUACGCUUCGACCGAGGUAUCGAAGACGUUCUCUCAGGUACCCUGGUGGGCGACGAGUUGCUCCUUACAGAGGGUGGUCUGUCGAGCGAGCUCAAACGCUGUCAAGACGCGGUUCGCACGUUCAACCAUGCUUUGCCUCGUCGCAUUUCAUUUGUAGGCGAGGACUACGCACCGAAGACAGGACAAUCGCCCUCGCAGAUACAUCUGCCCCUCAUCAAUGGCUUCGACCUCGAGGCCGUCAGGCGAGUCGGCUCGUAUGGCCUCCCGGUUGAUCCCGCUUCGAUGAACAGUGCUGUCCGAGCGGACUCCAAUGGCUACAGUAUGCUACUGUCCGGUGCGGCGAAGCAUCUGGAACAGAGGUCCGAGCAUUUCCAGCUGGUCAAGACUGCCAAGGCCGUCGACGUCGCGACCACUACUAUACUCAUCAACAUCCGUCGAGUCGCUGAAUCAGUCGCAUCCAUCAAGCAGUCCCUCGCAGAUCCUUCUAAUGUGUCGAGUCUGGAACGCCUCGAUGAGUUGGUGGACGAGGUUGACCGCCUGACCGAAAGUGAUGGCAUGGACAUCUCACGUUCUUUCUCUCCGGUCCGUGGUCUGCUCCAUCGCCUGCAGACGAUGCCGGACAGCUCUGAGUCCGGACUUCGCGAUGGCAUCGUACAUGGCCGGCAACGCGCAUUGGAUGACGUUGAGAGCCAACACGCGGCCUGGAAGGAGAGCGUCGCGGACCUCCGGACAAAGAUCACCCAGGCGCAAGACGCGCAACGGGCGAUACUGGCGGAGCAGCGUCGUCUUGAGGAGGAACGAGCAUUGGCGGCUGCGGCAGAGCAAGAGAAGUUGGCCGCAGAGGCUGAACUGGAGUCGCAUGCUGGAGAGAAACACGGUUCCUCUGAUGAUGUGCAAGCCCCUUCGGUUUCUGCUGGCGCAAUCUCAGAAUCUCAAGCAACGUCAGAGGCGACAGAGACAGACAACCCUGGUGGUAGCGGGGAGCGCGCCACAGAACGCCAUCUUGAACCUGUGGCUGAAUCCGAUAUGGAGUCUUCAAUUGCCCGAGAUGAGCAUGAACCAGAUAUCUUCAGUGUCGUCGCUCAGCCGCCCGGGGGGCUUGUUCUAUCCGGCUCUUCUGAGUUGCAUGAACGAAUUCUGGCUCUCAGGAAAAGAUUACGGUCCAUACACAUCAAUGAGGUUGCAAGACCUAGUUCGCACUCAUCAGACCUGUCGCUCCCGAGUGAUGAUCUUCGACGGGAGAUGGAUCAGUCUUUCACGGCCGUAGCGGCCGAAGCCCAACUUCUUACCUGUACCGGAACCGAUGGACCACAGGUCAGAGCAGAGUUGCAGUCUCUGCUGAGCGAGGUCGAAGCUUCUUCUGCGAUGAUGCGAACUGUUCAUGGGCUCGCUGACCUCGCACUCUCAUUACGGGGUUGCGACGAUGCGUUGAGCGAUCUGUUGGAACACAUUGACAGCUACCCAUCUCCGCCUCUUGGGAUGUUAUCGUCUCGACAUUUAUCGGAUGCCUCUUCUACUCCCGAGGAGCAACUCAAUGCCCGGUUGGCAUUCACUAGAGGACUGGUUGCUCAAAUGGAGGCUUCGUACGCUGCAGUCGCUGGUGAUCCGCGUGCUAUACCCGAGCGCGAUCGCAUCUUGCAAACUUGGAGCGAACUGGAGGCCAUGGGCAAUGACCGCGUCAGUGGCACGAAGUCGAGACCUGGUAGCGUCAUGAGUUCUGGUCGUAGCAGCAGAGCAUCAGGUACCAGCACUGCAUCUAUCCCUGCCAAGAAGGCGUCGAGGUACGGGAAGCUUUCAAUCGGAUCCGCGAAUGGGUUCCUUGCCCCGCCGUCUCUGGGCGCACGUCGCUCAACCUCUGGGUCGUCUACAGGCGGACAUGCACGUUCCAUGAGCAAGCCACCCACCGCUUCUGCAAGCCGGUCGGUAUCGGGACCAACGGGCACAUCUUCGACGCUAUUUGGCUCGACAUUUGCUUCCCGUCAGAGGACAAAUAGCACCGCUUCGAACACCGCCGUCAAGACGCCUCUGAGACAACCUCACCUCACACCAUCUCGUCCGCGCGCCCAAACGGGACAUACACCUAGCACACCGCGGACCGCAUCGCCUGCCUUUUCAGAUAUCUCAUCCCUAUCCGUAUCGCGCCCAGGGUCGCACCUCUCUCAAUCUUCAACCUCUCGAUCGUCUUGGGCACGUGCACCGAGGCAAUCAUUCCCUUCUCUGCCGAGAUCGCCGCCGCGUAAUAAAGGACCUGCGAUUGUAAAGAAGCCAUAUAUCGCGAACCCCAAAAACAAGUUGGAUGUCGCAGUUGGAGAAGUCGUCAACCGGUUGCCUGUAAACAUCACCGUCGAACUUAUUGCAGAUACAUGGAAAGAUCAAAGUGGUAAAUAUUGGAUAGGUGAUCAAGACCCCAAGCUUUGUUUCUGUAGGAUUCUUCGCUCGCAGACUGUCAUGGUUCGAGUAGGUGGUGGAUGGUCAGAACUUUCGAAAUUCAUCAAGGAUCACUUCGCUGAUGCAUUCCGAUUCCUUCCAGAAUCUCCGCGUCUAGGCUCGCGGGAGGAGAAGUGGAUCAAUUCCACGAGCCUUUCGCAAGCCGCAAUCCUCAUGACUCCUCCGAACCCGCCAAAGACGCCCGAGCCUAACGAGCCGUUCAUCCCGUCCUUCUCCCUGUCAUCGCCGAGUGGCGCUAGUCCAAAGUCGAUCAAGACCACGUCCUCGCCAGGCUCGCCCCUCACUCCUCUCCAAUUCCUCCGACGAGCAGAGAUGACCUCACGACCAGACACUCCGUCGAAGGUGACACGGCCCGGGGCCCCUAUGUCCAACACCCCUGCGCGGCAACCCGCUUGGAGACCGUAGUUUUUGUUGUUUGUUUGUUGAUCUAUUGCUACUUGUCUCCUCCCUCUCCCGCAUAGGACUACAUAUCGUAAGGUACGGACCGCUGGAUUGUAAUCUGACGUUGUGUUGUGCUUCGAGUAUACCGUGUCCACAGUUUUCAUUUUCUGGCCAGCAGGCGGCUACACCUGGUCCUCAGCAGGUGUAUGUAUUCAGGCUCAAGAGCAACGUCGACAAAGGUUAGUGCGAGCCUCAGCUUACCGAUUAUGGUAUUUGUGGGUCCACUGUUGGUCCGCUUAAGCAAUGGCGAUG